This is a messenger RNA of Lepus europaeus (European hare), 5485 nucleotides long. It is a transcript of the gene BMAL2, whose product is annotated as basic helix-loop-helix ARNT like 2. Gene Ontology annotation, molecular function: DNA-binding transcription factor activity, RNA polymerase II-specific; protein dimerization activity; RNA polymerase II cis-regulatory region sequence-specific DNA binding. Gene Ontology annotation, biological process: regulation of transcription by RNA polymerase II. NCBI's taxonomy places the organism in Eukaryota, Metazoa, Chordata, Mammalia, Lagomorpha, Leporidae. The coding region runs from base 385 to 1983 and encodes 532 amino acids. The transcript is spliced from 15 exons. The record is from RefSeq and is a predicted model, not a curated record. Gene Ontology annotation, cellular component: aryl hydrocarbon receptor complex; cytoplasm; transcription regulator complex.
AGGACAAAGCCAGGAGCCAAGGGACUCCAUCCGGGUCUGCAUGUGGGUGGCAGGGAACCAAAUGCUUGAGCCUCCCAGAGUGUGUGCUGGCCGGAAGCUGGAAUCAGGCACAGAGCUGGGACUCUGAUACCGGAUACGGAUGUCCUAAGUGGUGGUUUCACCACUGUGCCAGACACCUACCCUACGCGUAGAUUUGUGACAAGGUCACAUAUGGGAUGGAUGAGAUGAAGCACGCUCCCACGUGGUCAAGGGCUGGUAGAGGGGAACCAGUGCAUUGCUCCAUCGGUUUCCAGGCACGUGAGCCCAGCAGCCGCUGCACCCUUCAGCUCGCGUGGCGUGGACUUUCCAAGAAAACGCAGAGGAAGUGAUUUGGAUCCACCCCAGAUGCUCUUUUUCCCUCGGAAGGAAGCUCAUAGCCAAACUGAGAAGCGGAGGAGAGACAAGAUGAACGGCCUGAUUGAGGAGCUGUCUGCCAUGAUCCCUCUGUGUGGCCCCAUGGCCAGGAAGCUGGACAAACUCACUGUCCUUAGGAUGGCCGUGCAGCACCUGCAGUCCUUAAAAGGCUUGACAAAUUCUUAUGUCGAUGGUAAUUAUAGGCCUUCAUUUAUUCAGGACAGUGAACUCAGACAUUUAAUCCUUCAGACUGCAGAAGGCUUCCUAUUUGUGGUUGGAUGUGAAAGAGGAAAAAUUCUUUUCGUUUCUAAAUCGGUCUCCAAAAUACUCAAUUAUGAUCAGGCUACUUUGACUGGACAGAGCUUAUUUGACUUCUUACAUCCAAAAGAUGUCGCCAAAGUAAAGGAACAACUUUCUUCUCCGGAUGUUUCACCAAGGGACAAGCUGAUCGAUGCCAAAACUGGUCUUCGAGGUCCCCGAAGCUUCCACACUGGAAGGACACGUGUGUGUUCGGGCUCCCGGCGAUCUUUCUUCUGUCGGAUGAGGAGCUGUAAGCUCGCCAUCAAAGAGGAGCAUGGCCCCAUGCCCAAGCCCAAGAGGAAAGAUCAUAGACGAUUCUGCACCAUCCACUGCACGGGUUACUUGAGAACCUGGCCCCCAGAUAUCUUUGGAAUGGAAGUGGAGAGGGACCCCAAGGAAGAUAGAAGCCAUUUCACCUGCCUGGUUGCUGUUGGAAGAUUGCAUCCAUGUGCUGUCCCACAGAGCAGUGCAGGUGUUAAAGUGAGACCGACUGAGUUUGUAACCCGCUUUGCAAUGAAUGGGAAAUUUGUCUACGUAGACCAGAGGGCGACAGCAGUGUUAGGAUAUCUGCCUCAGGAACUACUGGGAACUUCCUGCUAUGAAUAUUUUCACCAAGAUGACCACGGUGAUUUGACGGACAAGCACAGAGCGGUUCUGCAGAGUAAGGAGAAAAUAUUCACAGAUCCAUACAAAUUCAGAGGGAAAGACGGCUCUUUUGUAACUUUAAAAAGCCAGUGGUUUAGUUUCACAAAUCCUUGGACCAAAGAACUGGAGUAUAUCGUGUCUGUCAACACUUUAGUUUUGGGGUGUAGUGACACUGGAGAAGCAUCAUUAUUUCCUCGUAGCUGUCAGUCUUCAGAAGAAUCCUGCAGACAGUCUGGUGUUGGUGUGCCUGGAAGGUCUCCAGGAAUAGUCCCUGGUGCUGGUAGCAUCGGGACAGAUACUGCAAAUGAAGGUCUGGGUGUGCACAGGUUGCAGUCUUCUCCCUCCCUUGAUGACUCAAGUCCAGCAGAUGUAAUGAGAGAGAGACAUGCUGUGCCCUGUGGGGAUGUGUCAGAGGAGUUCUGUCCGCUGAGUCCUGGAGGAAGUGGGCUCCAGGCUGCCAGGCACCACCGGCACAUGGCUGCUGUCCACAGUCAGGAGCCACUGCUCAGUGAUGGUGCCCAGUUGGACUUCGAUUCUCUGUGUGACAAUGAUGACACAACUGUGGCUGCGUUCAUGAAUUACUUAGAAGCAGAAGGGGGCCUGGGGGGCUCCGGGGACUUCAGUGACAUCCAGUGGACACUCUAGCAUCUGGUUUUUACCCCCCAAAAUGAGAAAUGUUUCAAAGCAUUUCAUUUACAAAGCAUUGUCUGUUCUUCAGUAUUGUACUGAUACCAUUUUUAUCUUUUAUUAACGGGCUACUAACUUGAUAGAUUUGCAUCUUAUGCUCAGAAAGGUGUGGAGAAUAGGAUGUUUUCUUCCACAGAGGGCCAUCACAAUUUAUCAAGACCUCCUUUACCUAGUGGAAUGACCUAAAACCCACUAGUUGCCAUAUUUUUGCUGAAGUAUUCCUAACCAAGAUACUACAUACAUAGUUUUUUGGCUUCAUUUGAAUGUUUCUGGUGUGGUUUUUGAGUUGGGGGAAUUUGUUGUCAUUUUCCUUGUGUCUGAGAUUCAUUGAUAAUAGAGUUCUAGUAGUUGGUUUGUGUAGCUGGCAGCAUCUCCCUUUGGCAUUUCCUUGAUUGAGGACAGGGCUUACACAGUUUAAGAAAGCAGCGAGGGCCGGUCCUGCAGCUUGCUUAGCUAAUCCUCCGCCUACAGCGCCGGCACCCCAGGUUCUAGUCCCUGUCGGGGCGCCAGAUUAUGUCCCGGCUGCUGCUUCUCUUCCAGUCCAGCUCUCUGCUGUGGCCCAGGAAGGCAGUGGAGGAUGUCCCAAGUCCUUGGCCCCUGCACCCGCAUGGGAGACCAGGAGGAAGCACCUGGCUCCUGGCUUUGGAUUGGCGCAAUGCGCCGCCAUAGCAGCCAUUUGGGGGGUGAACCAAAGGAAGGAAGACCUUUCUCUCUUUCUCUCACUGUCUAACUCUGCCUGUCAAAAAAAAAAAAAAAAAAAAAAAAGCAGUGAGUACUGGGCGAUUUAAAGGGAAAGUGCAUUUUGGAGCCAUUACCACCAUGAAUCCUCUAUUCCAUUUUUGCAGUUAGGCAACUGCAAAGCCAGUGUAUUUAUGCUCAGUGGAGCACUUUAAGAUAUUUUUAAGUGAGAUAGUUUCUAGUACUUGGUGAUGAAGCUUUGCAUAAAGAUUGACUUUUCACCACUCAAGGUUUUCAUCACACACACAACAGGUUGUCAGUGUUGAAGACCUGCUUAGCCAUUGUUUGGUCCUAGGGAACAAAGUGGGCCCAGGUGGGUUGGCUAUCUUGUGUGGAGUCAUACUUUGUAUUCAUGUCAUUUUCCAUGUUUAAUGUGUGUAUACCAGUUUCUAGCUGUCAGAUUCGUGUCAUUUUCCAUGUUUAAUGUAUAAACCAUUUUCUUUGUAUGCACUUGCUGAAGCACUGGCCUCGCUGGUUACCUGAUUAACUGACUGACCCAGGAACCCGUUGUGGCCAUGUAGCUUGUUAGGCAGUUAAAAUUGUUGUAACUAAAAGCAAUGAAAUAUAUAGUAACUACAAUUUUUAAAUCAUGAGGCAAUGAGAAAUCAUUUAAAAAUUAAUUUUCCUGUUAUAAUUAAAAAUUACUUUAAUUUUUUUUUAUUUGAGAGUCAGAGAAGAGCUACUUUGCAUUGGCUCACUCCCCAAAUGCCCAUAGUGACCAGGACUGGGCCAGGCUAAAGCUAGGGGCUGGUAAUCUAAUCCAGUUCUCCUACAUGGGUGAUAGGAACCAAGUUACUUGCAUCAUCGUCUGCUGCCUCCCAGGGUCUGCAUUGGCAGGAAGCUGGAACCAGGAGCCAGAGCUGAUGAUUGAACUCCGGUCGUCUGAUGUGGGGUGUGGGCAUCCUGACCACUAGAUUAAAUGUGCAUUCCUGGAGAGAGCAUUUCCUAAAAUAGCAAUUAGUCCAGAGUUGGCUCAUACCAAGUGUAAGAAUUAAGACUAUUUUAAAUACUGUUUGUCUUCUUGGGGAUCAUGCUGUCAUAAUACCUUAUGUUCUAAUAGCUCUUGACAGUUUACCAAGUGUGUUCUCAUAGAUUUUCUUCUGUGCCUCAGAAAUGAAAGAGGAUGAAGAACUCAUGGGAUGCCCAUAGGCUCCGGCGUGGAGUUCAGUCCUGUGGGGUUUUGGCUCGUUUUCCUCUGCAGGUGCUGUCCCUUCCGCUGGGUUCCUUCCGGAGUCCCUCAUCAGACAACGUGUGAUUUUACCCUCCACGUUAUGUGUUUAGGCUGUGGCUGAUAGGGCAGAACCUGCAUCAGACGUGUUCGUGAGAAACACACCAACAGACAGUACCAAAGUGCACGCUUCCUCCAGCCGUGAGGUUUGCGUGACUGUGUGGGCGAGGCGGGGUUGGCACCUUGUCCUCUUGAGCUGACAGUGGCCAGGUGAUGUUGGAGGGUCAGCACCAUCUCUAGUCUGACCCUUGAGAAUGUGAGAGCAGCUUUGGAACAAACCACAGAAACCCUCCAAGCAGGAUGGGUCUAGCUGGCCGGCCUCUGGUGGGGCCAGUGUGCGGCGGGAGUGACUUGAGAGGCAGAGUUUCUAGAGGCCGGCAUUUCUGCCUGGCACGGUUGCAGAUUUUUCUCUGCAAGAUGAAGGGUUAGUCCGUAGGCCAUUGGGCAGGGGGCCCCUUGAGCGCUCUGUGCACAGUUUGAUCCUUAAUUAGCCCACUCUAGUAUUUUCUGCGACCCAGAAUCCCACCCAUCGAUGUGUUGUAUGAUGACUUCAUUCUCCCUAGUGUUUUCUUCCACGUGCAUUCUAUUCACGCUGAUUGCUAUUAGGAGUAGCAGUAUUUCCUUUACUUAGACUGUUUUACUUCUUUCUCUUACAAAUUAAUUUCUUUGAAUUUUGUUGAGAACUAAUACAUACACAUAUUUCACAAAAGUAUCAUUAAAAAACCUUUCAUUUUUUACAACAAUUCCUGCUACCAUAAUAGAGCAGACUGGGAAGGCUGCCUAGAGUUGGAAACUCUGUCUCGAGUAGGAAACUUAGCUGGAUGACCUCAGGCAGGCUGUUUAAACCCUGUGUGCCUCAGUUUCUUCAUUUGCAAAAAGAGGUGUGUUCUCUGAGUCUUCCGCCUGCUCUGUUUCUAUGAUUCUGACCUGUGGGUUGUGCUUCAGGGUAGACCCUACGUCUGUGCUGCCUGGUGUGCUUGCUGUGGCCGCAUGGAACUGAGCACUUGAAAUGAGAGGUGUUGCAAAUGUGCAUUGCAUAUCCCAUUUCAGACCCAGUCUUCCAUAAGAAUCUAAAGUCGCACAUUAACAAUUUUAUAUUGAUUGCAGCAUCAUGAUAUUUUGGAUAUUUUGAAAUAAAUAAAACAUUAGAAUUUUACUUGUAUCUUUUUACUUUUUUAAUGCAGCUGCUAGAAACCUUAAAAUUGCACAUGUGCUCAUAUUUCUCAUGGACAGUGUUGCUCUAGAAUGUUUUAUUAAGAUUAAGAGGAUAUUACUGAAAUAGACCAUCAUAAGGAUAGUAGUUAUCCAUAAGGAUAGUAGUUAUCAUAAGGAUACCUCUAAAUACUGUCUUUUUUUUUUUUUUUUUUUGACAGGCAGAGUGGACAGUGAGAGAGAGAGAGAAAGGUCUUCUUUUGCUGUUGGUUCACCCUCCAAUGGCCGCCGCAGCCGGCACACCGCGCUGAUCCAAAGCCAGGAGCCAGGUGCUUCUCCUGG